Molecule: messenger RNA, 2550 nt
Organism: Arachis ipaensis
Lineage: Eukaryota; Viridiplantae; Streptophyta; Magnoliopsida; Fabales; Fabaceae
Gene: SRF2
Product: STRUBBELIG-receptor family 2
Biological process (GO): protein phosphorylation
Molecular function (GO): protein kinase activity; protein binding; ATP binding
Source: RefSeq, a predicted model, not a curated record
CCUCCAACUCUCUCUCUCCUCCCCCUUCCUGCAAGCUCAACCCAACCCACUCAGAGAGUCACAUUGACUCAGCGAGCGUGUUCGAAAAAAAAAAUUAACAAACACGAACUCGAAUAUUAGAGUUUCUUCCCGGAAAAGGAAUUAAGCAAGGAGAUUAAGUUGACGGAUGAUUCUGUUUCUCUUGGAAAAUGAAUCGCUUUUUCAUCUCCGUUCAUUUUUUCUUCGUUGUCUUCUCGGCAACUCUGAUUUCUCAGAAUUCAGCAUUCACUGAUCCUCUUGAUGUCUCCGCUCUUCAGGAUCUAUACAGAACCUUAAACACCCCGCCGUUGCUGGAAAGAUGGAAUGGCGAUGAUCCCUGUCAGGAGUCUUGGACAGGAGUAGCAUGCUCUGGCUCAUCAGUUAUACACCUAAAAAUUCAAGGAUUAAACCUCACUGGAUAUCUUGGAGGCCUUCUCCACAAUCUACAGAACUUGAAGCACCUUGAUGUCAGUUCUAACAACAUAGUGGGAGAAAUACCAUCUGGUUUACCCCCAAAUGUCACACACAUAAAUAUGGCUUACAACUAUCUGAGCCAAAGUAUCCCACCAUUAUCAGCCAUGAAAAAACUAAAACAUCUGAAUUUAAGCCACAAUUUCUUGUAUGGACCCAUUGGCAAUGUGUUUGCUGGGUUAGAUGAACUCAAAGAAAUGGACCUUUCCUACAACAAUUUCACUGGAGAUUUGCCGAGUUCAUUUGGCUCCUUGAAAAACCUUGGGAAAUUGUUCCUUGAGAACAACAGAUUCACUGGAUCAGUCACGUACCUGGCUGCGCUUCCUCUCACCGAUUUGAACAUCCAGGAUAAUCUGUUUAGUGGGAUUCUUCCACCACAUUUUCAGUCCAUACAAAACUUAUGGAUUGGAGGGAAUAAAUUCCAAGCAGUGGACGACUCUCCUCCCUGGCCUUUUCCUUUGGACAGUGUACCAGUUGAGCAUAAUAGUACUCGUCCACCCAUAACGCAAACGAAUGCCAUAGAGAAUUAUGCUUCUGCUAAAGCAAUCAAGCACAAGAAGAAACACAUGGGCCCUGGAGGAAUAGCUUUUACAGUUGGUGGAGUAACAUUAUUGGUAGCUGGAUUGACACUCUUCAUUGCAACUCGUUUGAAUAGAUUACAUUCUGAGAGACUGAAGAACUUGGAAAGUGUUGAAAGAUCAUUCCCUUCUCUUCCAAUCAGUGACUCAAAAGAUAUCUCUACUACUGCCGUAGAUGAGAGCCUGCAAAUCCCACCUUUCAAUUCUGCAUCCCUUUUGGUUCCAAGGCGACUACCUUCCCAACAUCAUAAAAAAAAUGGAGAAACAACAAGGAGGAGUUUUUCCGAAAGAGAAAAGGUAACUGGGAGGACAAAAGUUUAUACAGUAGCAGAGAUUCAGUUGAUUACAAACAGCUUCAGUGAAGACAACCUUCUUGGAGAGGGAUCUCUUGGUCCUGUUUAUAGAGCUGAAUUUCCAGAUGGAAAGGUUUUAGCUGUGAAGACUAUCACCAUGGCGGGCUUGUCUUUCAGUGAAGAGGAGAAGUUCUUAGAUGCAGUUUGCACCGCUUCCCGUUUAAAACAUCCUAACAUUGUUGCACUCAAAGGUUACUGUUUGGAGCAUGGGCAGCAUCUCCUUGUCUACGAGUAUGUCAGAAAUUUAACUCUAGAUGAUGCUCUUCACAGUGAUGCAUACAAGCCUUUGUCAUUGACCAUCCGUCUCCAGAUUGCUCUUGGUGUUGCUCAGGCUCUGGCCUAUGUGCACUCCAGUUCCCCUCCUGUAGCCCACGGAAACUUGAAGUCUUCCAAUAUUCUGCUAGAUGAAAAUCUAAUGCCUCGUGUUUGUGACUGCGGCUUGACUAUUUUGAGACCACUGACAAGCAACAAGGUCAAAACUCGAGCUUUGGAGAUUUCUAUCAGAGAUGCAGGCUACAUUUCACCAAACCAUGGUCAACCAGGAACUAACAGCUGCACAGAAAGUGACGUCUUUGCAUAUGGGGUGUUGCUUUUGGAACUAUUAACCGGAAGGGAACCUUUCGAUGGUUCCAGGCGGAAGGAAGAGCAAUAUCUAGCUCAAUGGGCUUCAUCCAGGCUUCAUGAUAGCGAGACCUUGGAACAGAUGGUGGAUCCUGCAAUUCAAAAGACAUUUUCAUCCAAGGCUCUUUCUCGUUAUGCUGAUAUACUCUCCCUCUGCCUACAGCCUGUAAAGGAAUUUCGGCCACCAAUGUCGGAAAUAGCAGAAUCACUUGCUUCUUUCAUGCAACGGCUCAACGCGUCAAAGAGCGGCGCAGCAGAUAGGAAUGGACCAGUGUCUGAUCCGCUCGAGAGGUCUUUCCGGACAACUGCAUCUCAUUUUAUUGCUUCACCCACAUUGAGCUACGUGUCCGCCUGAUGUUUUGAACUAACUCAGUAACCAAAAAAAGCAUCCACACUUCCAGUGAUUUCUUUCAUUGACAUUAACGAGCCAGAAACUUGCAUGUCCCUGACCACUCUUCAACAUUUUAAUUCGUUUAUACAAUAUUACAGCAUGAAUCAAACAGCUUAAA